Messenger RNA from Mucor mucedo, 532 nucleotides. RefSeq lists its product as uncharacterized. The coding region runs from base 153 to 425 and encodes 90 amino acids. NCBI's taxonomy places the organism in Eukaryota, Fungi, Mucoromycota, Mucoromycetes, Mucorales, Mucoraceae. The transcript has a single exon. The record is from RefSeq and is a predicted model, not a curated record.
UACCUAUUUUUACAAAAAAAACCCAUCGUUUUUGGAGUUUUAAAUACGAUAAAAAAGGGGAAGGAGUAAUUUUGUUUCUCGAUACACAUUGAGAAAGAUGGGUUUAGACUUGUCUUCAGAAGCACGUUUCAUAGGAGGCCAAUCGUUUUUAGAUGCUAUUUUUGCGAACAGUCAAGAUUAUAUGUGGUUACAGAUGCUAUGACUUCUUUUUUAAAUUGCAUUUGAUCUGGUGUAUCCAUUCAUCUUUACCACUUGGCCUCUGUAUUCACUCUGAUGCAUUAAUGAUUGACAUGCACUCUUUUCUCCUGCUUUUUUUUUUUUUUAUUUUUUACUGGUUGAAGUCCUUUUUUUGUUGUUGUUGUAAAUACUGGAUCAAAAUACCUGUUUGGAAUAUUAUUAUUAUUUAUUUAUUCCUUUUUUUUUAAAAAAAAAAAGCUUACAAGGAACAGGUUCAGGUUAUUUAGCAUUGAGCAAUAAUAAAAAAAAAAGCUUUGAAGCUCAGUUUCGAUGGGUGCCGUGACUCGUCCCUCGG